GCUGGUCACCGACCACCAGAAGAAGCAAAAACCAGAAGCUGCUAGCAGAGCUAGCUUGUUGUUGUUCUGGUGUGUGAGGAGAAUAUUUGAGGCUCUGCAGUAAAAAUGUCUUCACUUCAGUCUCUGGGAGAGUUGAUCAGCUAAAGCGACUAACUGCUGCUGCUGCAGAAAUCUUCUCACCAGGCUGUGGAAACUUUCUUCUCCUCAACAACUUGGUGGAGUUCUUUCCAGAACCAGAGAAGAUAUUCUGCGGUCGUCGUGACAAUCGGAGCUCCAGAAUCAGGUUGUGGCUGUUAGCUAAACACGGCUAAAGAAAACCUGCUACCACUUCAGGAUCAUCCAUCAGCUGGGACUGAUUCAUCGUGUGUUCUUCACCACCUGGACCUGGACAGCAUGCACACAGGUGUGAAACAUCUGUAAAAGCCAGAUCUGGUGCAGGAAAGUGGCUGAACAGGAAGUGGGGAUACACUUUGCCUUCUGCGGUUAUUUUCAACAGGUGUUCUGGUUAAAUAAGAAGCUUCAGAAGAACAGAGUGCUCGUGUCAACCACCAGCACCUAGAUUUUCUCCACAAAAAGGAGGAACAGGAGAAACUCUGGUCUAGUAUGGAGGGAGAGCAUCUCCAUUUGAAUAAGGAGACCGAUGCUGCCAGGUUUCAAUCCUUUAGCCAUAAAACACAUUUAAACAAACACACGAGAGUCCACACAAAGCAGAAGCAUUUUGCCUGUGAGCACUGUGGACAAAGGUUUCACCAAAAGAAUAAUUUAACCACACACAUGAAAGUCCACACAGGACAGAAGCCUUUUGCCUGUGAGCUCUGUGUAAAAAGAUUUAACCAAAAGAAAACUUUAAACAGGCACAUGAGAGUCCACACAGGACAGAAGCCCUUUCCUUGUGAGCUCUGUGGACAAAGAUUUAGCCGAAAGACACAUUUAAACAGUCAUAUGAGAAUCCACACUGGAGAGAAGCCUUUCGCCUGUGAGCUCUGUGGACAAAGAUUUAGCCAAAAGACAACAUUAAACAAUCAUAUGAGAGUCCACACAGGAGAGAAGCCUUUCGCCUGUGAGCUCUGUGUAAAAAGAUUUAGCCUAAAGACAAGUUUAAACAGUCACAUGAGAGUCCACACAGGACAGAAGCCCUUUCCUUGUGAACUCUGUGGACAAAUAUUUAGCCAAAAGACACAUUUAAACAGUCAUAUGAGAAUCCACACAGGAGAGAAGUCUUUUGCCUGUGAGCUCUGUGGACAAAGAUUUAGCCGAAAGACAACUUUAAACAUUCAUAUGAGAGUCCACACAGGAGAGAAGCCUUUCGCCUGUGAGCUCUGUGUAAAAAGAUUUAGCCAAAAGACAACUUUAAACAGUCAUAUGAGAGUCCACACAGGACAGAAGCCUUUCGCCUGUGACCUCUGUGUAAAAAGAUUUAGCCAAAAGACACAUUUAAACAGUCAUAUGAAAGUCCACACAGGACAGAAGCCUUUCGCCUGUGAGCUCUGUGUAAAAAGAUAUAGCCUAAAGUCACAUUUAAACAGACACAUGAGAGUCCACACAGGCUUUUUGCCUGUGAGUUAGGUGGAAAAGAUUUACCCAAAAGAUCAAUUUAAAUGGUCACAAAAGAGUCCUUAAAGGACAGAAGCAUUUUGCUUGUGAGCUCUGUGGACGAAGAUUUCGCUGAAAGAAAACUUUAAACAAUCAUCUAAGCCUCCACUAGGGCUGAACGAUCUAUUGCAGGGGUCUCCAACCUUUUUUGGCCCGUGAGCUACUUUUACACAAUGAAAGUACAGCAGAGUUACUGCCAUAUGAUUUAUUUACAUUGAUACUUUCCAUGUGUGAAUGUCCUUAUUUUAAACAUGCUAUACUUACUAUAUUAUCAUUCAUUGUACUCACAAGUUGAUUUCUCUGUAUUUCAGUACAUCAAUAUAUAUAUUUUUUAAAAGUGUAAGUAAACUAGUGACAUUCUGAAAACCAAAUUGAACAAAACAUAUUUAGUUUUUUAAACUAAUCAGAUACUUUCAGAUAGUGAAUAACAAAUCUACUUAAUGUGAAUGAUUUGGUAAUUUUUUUUAGGUUAGUAACAUAACUUUUUAAGCACACAGGAACAGCUAACCUGUAAAGCUGAUGAUAUUUUAUAUAAAAUAAAGGCUAAAUGUGAUGAAAACACAAAAGUCUAAAUAGUUUGAAUUGAAGUAAAAAAUGUAAAAUCAGAAAUAAGUUUUGUUCCUGCUCUCCUGAUUUAUUGAAUAAUUUUUAUGGGUUUUUUUUUUUUUUUGGGCAAUGGGCAUGUAGGUUUUUUUUCUCCGCAGGUCUGAAGGCUGUGCGUUACACAGAGCAGAGAGACAGAGAGCAAGAGACCAGAACCAAAAGAAAUGAUCACAUCACACCAAUCUUAAAAUAUUUACAUUGGCUUUCAGUAACUUACAGGGUUGAUUUCAAAGACCUUUUACUUACUUUUAAACCAUUAAAUGGCCAACGACCUCUGUAUAUAGAAGAGAUGUUUGAAACGUAUCACCCUUCAAAAUCACUUAGGUCAGCAGAUAAAUCCCAACUGGUACAACCCAGAGUCCGCACCAAGCACGGAGAGGCUGCCUUUAGCUACUAUGCGGUCCGUUUCAGGAACUGUCUUCCAAUAGACAUUAAGACCUCUCCCACCAUUUCCAUUUUUAAAUCCAGAUUAAAUACUAAACUUUUUCAUGAUGCCUUCCAUUAACCUAUCCUUUCAUCUAUGCUCUACUAGGUCUUUAUCUGUACUGUGUUAAAUUUAUUCUAUGUGUUUUUAUGUUUGUAUAUGUUAUGUAUACCUAUUCUGUGCUGUUUUAUUGUGUAAUGAAAGCGAGUACUUGUAAUAAAGUGUAGUUAUUGUGUAAAGCAGUAUAUACUAGGAAUGAUUAAUAAAAAUAAAAACUAUAAUUGAACCUGAGUUACAUGGUAAUAACAAUUUAAGAACUCAGAAACAACAAUACACUAACUUACUAAGUAAAUACCAUGUAAGUACUAAGUAAUUAGAGGACUGUAAAAGAAAGUGCAACCAAUAAUUGUACUUUAUAUGCUUUUAUUUUUGUGUACUGUGUUCUGUGUCGAUAUACUUUGAUUUUAUUUUACACAACAUGAUGUGACAUUUUAUGCUACCGUUUUGUGUAUGUAAUGGGCUAUGUAAUAAACUUGACUUGAGAGAGAGUUC
Nothobranchius furzeri (turquoise killifish) is the source of this 3172-nucleotide messenger RNA. Its product is annotated as gastrula zinc finger protein XlCGF57.1-like. Lineage: Eukaryota; Metazoa; Chordata; Actinopteri; Cyprinodontiformes; Nothobranchiidae. The record is from RefSeq and is a predicted model, not a curated record.